GCUCCGCGGCGCCGCCUUGGCAACGGGAUUCUCACCGACGACCUGCGGAGGAGAUGGGCGAGCAGUGACCCGGUACCGGCCCGCUGGUGACCCGGACUCCUGGAUACCGACCCCCGGACCGCCCUGGUUCCCUCCCCGGUACUGGUACCGGGACCGGGCUGCAGGUCGGAGCUGCCCCGGGACAGUUAGAGCUGGUUCAGGCUCAGAUGCGGUUGGUUCUGGUUGGUUCCUGAAGGACUGCUUGGUUCUGGCCUGGUCCUGGUUCUGGACUGGUCCUGGUCCUGGUUCUGGCCUGGUCCUGGUCCUGGUCCUGGUCCCUGAAUCUCCCCCCGGAGGGUCCAAGGAGGACACCGCGGUCCCACCAUGUCUAGUCGCCGCAGCGCGGAGACGGUGAAGGUGGUGGUCCGGUGCCGGCCCAUGAACGAGAAGGAGCGGGCGUCCGGGUUCGAGCGCGUGGUGUCGGUGGACGUGAAGGCGGGCCAGAUCCUGGUCCGCGGGGCCCGGGAGGCCCGCGGGGCCCGUGACAGCCGGGACGGCGGCGAGCCGCCCAAGGUGUUCACCUUCGACUCGGUGUACGACUGGAGCUCCAAGCAGCUGGACCUGUACGACGAGAGCUUCCGGCCGCUGGUGGACUCGGUUCUGCUGGGCUUCAACGGAACCAUCUUCGCCUACGGCCAGACCGGCACCGGCAAGACCUACACCAUGGAGGGGAACCGGGCCGACGCCGGGCAGCGCGGCGUCAUCCCCAACUCCUUCGAGCACAUCUUCACCCACAUCUCCCGCUCCCAGAACCAGCAGUACCUGGUCCGGGCCUCGUACCUGGAGAUCUACCAGGAGGAGAUCCGGGACCUGCUCUCCAAGGACCAGGCCCACCGGCUGGAGCUGCGCGAGCGUCCCGACACCGGCGUCUACGUCAAGGACCUGUCCUCCUACGUCACCAAGAGCGUGCGCGAGAUCGAGCAGGUGAUGAACGUGGGCAACCAGAACCGCUCGGUGGGCGCCACCAACAUGAACGAGCACAGCUCGCGCUCCCACGCCAUCUUCGUCAUCACGGUGGAGUGCAGCCGGCUGGGCGCCGACGGCCAGGACCACAUCCGCAUGGGCAAGCUCAACCUGGUGGACCUGGCCGGCAGCGAGCGGCAGGCCAAGACGGGCGCGCAGGGCGAGCGGCUCAAGGAGGCCACCAAGAUCAACCUGUCGCUGUCGGCGCUGGGCAACGUGAUCUCGGCGCUGGUGGACGGACGCAGCAGCCACGUGCCCUACCGCGACUCCAAGCUGACGCGGCUGCUGCAGGACUCGCUGGGCGGCAACGCCCGCACCGUCAUGGUGGCCAACGUGGGCCCGGCCUCCUACAACACGGAGGAGACGCUCACCACGCUGCGCUACGCCAACCGCGCCAAGAACAUCAAGAACAAGCCGCGCGUCAACGAGGACCCCAAGGACGCCAUGCUGCGGCAGUUCCAGGAGGAGAUCGCCCGGCUGAAGGAGCAGCUGCAGCGGCGCGGCGGCCGGAGGAGGAGGAGGAGGAAGAGGGGCGAGGAGGGCGAGGGCGAGGAGGAGGAGGGGGAGUCGGGGGACGACGGGGACGAGGAGGACGACCGCGGGGACUACUGGAGGGAGCAGCAGGAGAAGCUGGAGACGGAGAGGAAGGCCAUCAUGGACGACCACAGCCUGGUGGCCGAGGACCGGGCCCGGCUGCUGGCCCAGAAGGAGAGGAAGAUGGAGGACCUGCGGAGGGAGAGGGAGGCCGGGGAGAUGCUCACCGCCAAGGUCAAGGCGAUGGAGAGCAAGCUGCUGGUCGGGGGGAAGAACAUCGUGGACCACACCAAUGAGCAGCAGAAGAUGCUGGAGCUGAAGAGACAAGAGAUCGCUGACCAGAAACGGCGGGAGCGGGAGAUGCGUCAGCAGAUGGAGAACCGUGAUGAGGAAACUCUGGAGCUGAAGGAAACGUACAGUUCUCUGCAGCAGGAGGUCGACGUGAAGACCAAGAAGCUCAAGAAGCUGUUCUCCAAGCUGCAGGCGGUGAAGUCUGAGAUCCAGGACACGCAGACGGAGAACAGUAACCAGCGGCAGGAACACGAGCAGAUCCAGAACGAGCUCACCAGAGACCUCAAACUCAAGCACCUGAUCAUCGAGAACUUCAUCCCGUCGGAGGAAAAGAACAAGAUGGUUCACCGGGCCGUGUUUGAAGAGGAGGACGAUUGUUGGAAACUGAAGCCCCUGACCCGCAUGGAGGACCAGCACCAGAUGAUGUCCAGACCCGUCUCAGCCGUCAGCUACCGGAGACCCCUCAGUCACCACGCUCAGCUGGCCAUGAUGGAGAAACCUGGGACCCGGUACAAGGCGGAGAACCUGCUGGACCUGCACCUGGACCCCCCCUCCAGGACCACCCAGGAGUACCAGGAGCCCGUUAUCGCCCCCACGGUGGCGGCGGCCCUGGAGGACGCUCUCCGGGACGAGGACGAGAUCCAGGUGGACGCCUCGGGGUUCUACAGCCCCGGGGGGGGCCCAGGGGGCCCGGGGCUGCCCUCCGGGGCCGGGAACAGGAGACCCAAGUCCGGGAGACCCCGGACCGCCAAGAAGUCCAGCACCCCCCCCGUCCGGGUUAGGACCGUCCAGCCCCGGAACCCCGCUGUACCCCCGGGCCCGGGGCCUGGUGCCCAAGUGACCCGGUCCCCCCGGGCCCCCAGGUCCCCCUGGGGCCCCCAGGUCCAGCCCGGGGCCCCCAGGUCCAGCCCGGGCCCCUGGUCCCCCCGGGACCCCCAGGACCAGCCCGGGCCCCCAGGGCCCCCCAGGUCCCCCAGGUCCCCCUGGGGCCCCCAGGGCCCCCCGGGGCCCCCAGGUCCCCCAGGUCCCCCCGGGGCCCCCUGGUCCCCCCGGGGCCCCCUGGUCCCCCCGGGGCCCCCAGGUCCCCCUGGGGCCCCCUGGUCCCCCCGGGGCCCCCAGGACCAGCCCGGGCCCCCUGGUCCCCCCGGGGCCCCCAGGUCCAGCCCGGGCCCCUGUGCCCCCCGGGGGGAAAGGUGUGGCCCCGUCCCCCUGAAGACUCUAACGCUGCUUUCUAGGUCCGAACUGUAACGUCCCGGCAUGAACUCUCCUGCAGGUUCUUCCUGAACGGAAUAAACCUGGAAAUGGAAUAAAGUUUACACUAAACUCAACACGUACGGGGGAGAAUCAGGAAUCAGGGCCGUCCUCCCUAACCCUAACCCUAACCCUAACCCUAACCUAACCCUAACCCCUAACCCUAACCCUCCCUAACCCUAACCCUAACCCUAACCCUCCCUAACCCCUAACCCUAACCCAACCCUAACCCCUAACCCUAACCCCUAACCCUAACCCCUAACCUAACCCUAACCCUAACCCUAUCCUAACCCUAACCCUAACCCUACCCUAACCCUAACCCUAUCCUAACCCUAACCCUAACCCUAUCCUAACCCUAACCCUACCCUAACCCUAACCCUAACCCUAUCCUAACCCUAACCCUAACCUAACCCUAACCCUAUCCUAACCCUAACCCUACCCUAACCCUACCCUAACCCUAUCCUAACCCUAACCCUAACCCUAUCCUAACCCUAACCCUACCCUAACCCUAACCCUAACCCUAUCCUAACCCUAACCCUAACCUAACCCUACCCUAACCCUAACCCUACCCUAACCCUAUCCUAACCCUAACCCUAUCCUAACCCUAACCCUAACCCUAACCCUACCCUAACCCUCCUAAAGGAGAUAAAUAUUUAAUCCCUCCUAAAGGAGAUAAAUAUUUAAUCCCUCCUAAAGGAGAUAAAUAUUUAAGAGAGGGAGAUUUUUCUUUUAUUGUGCAUUUAUCGAAAAAAGUCGAAAUGUCGAGAUUAAUGUUGAAAUACAAUUUUGAGAAAAAAGUCUAAAUGUAUUUCAACUUUAUUCACGAAAUUUCGACUUUAUUCUUGAAAUUGUAUUUCAACAUUAAUCUCGACAUUUCAACUUUUUUCUCGAAGUUCACAAUGAAAAAAAAUCUCCCUCUUAAAUAUUUUUUCUCCUCCAUGGUCCUAAUAAUCCUCCGUAUAAUGUAAUAAAACCCAAUAAUGUAAGAACUUCACCAGUAAUAUAAUAAAAUAUCCUGACAGAUAUUGUAAUAACAUUUUUACUGAUAAUGUAAAACCUUAUUGGGAAUUUAUUACAUGGAACUCAAAGUCUGCAAUUUAACCCAAUAGUCAUUCUGGUGUUUCAAAUCCAGCGUUUAUAAAAUUAUUAGAUUCUUAAAACACAAAAUGUAGAAGUCUGGACUGAAAAUGAACCAAUAUAUUACAUUAUUUGUCAAGUAUUACAUUAUCAGUUUUGGAAAAAAAAAGACCCACCUGAAAAUGUAAUAAAUUCCCAAUAAUGUAAUAAUGUUUUACAUUAUUGGUAAAAAUGUUAUUACAAAAUUGGGUUUUAUUACAUUUUUGUUUGAGUUAAGUGCAGAUUUUAUUACAUUUUCAGACGUUAUUCCAUUAUAGGAGCUAAACUCCCCACAAACCCGCUCACGUCCCGGUUCUGGUUCUGGUUCCGACGGCCUCGGGUCAGAACUUAACGUCACCUGUAGCUUGGCAUGCUGGGAAAAGCUCCGCCCCCUCGCUGCACUGCAUUCUGGGAGAUUGUAACUGCCACGUGAAGGAGAAGAAGCGGGAGAUGAGAAGAAUCCUCCGCUCCACCCUCUGCUGCCGGGCUUGUUUCCAUGGCGACGGUAGCCACGCCCCCAUUAGCCACGCCUCCAUUAGCCCCGCCCCGUUAGCCCCGCCUCCAUUAGCCCCGCCCCGUUAGCCCCGCCUCCUUCCUCACCUGCUCGGGGAUCCGUCGCCGUCGGUUACUGAAUAUUAGAAACACGUUGACGGUAAUCUUUAGUCACUUUUACAAAUGUUUAAGGAAAUAAUCAAAUAAGGAAAAAAAAAUAAUUUAUUGCAAUCUUUUUUUAUAUAAACAGAUUUAGAUAUAAUUUUUAUAUUCUUUGGUUCUUUGAAAUAGUCUUAUUUUUUCCAGCGCUGUAAUUUAAUGUUGAGACUUUAUUGUUUGCGUCUCCGAGCACGACGUGCACGAGUCACGGACCGUACGAGCACAUCACUGGAUCUGAACUUCCUGUUGGACCCACUUCCUGUUGGACCAACUUCCUGUUGGACCAACUUCCUGUUGGACCAACUUCCUGUUGGACCAACUUCCUGUUGGAACAACUUCCUGUUGGAACAACUUCCUGUUGGACCGACUUCCUGUUGGACCGACUUCCUGUUGGACCGACUUCCUGUUGGACCAACGGUUCUGUUGGACCGGAGCCGGUUCUGCCGGUUCUGGUCGUCUGUUUAGUUUCUUUAAUUAAAGUUGAUUCAGUUGA
Messenger RNA from Cololabis saira (Pacific saury), 5338 nucleotides. RefSeq names its product kinesin family member 3B (gene kif3b). The transcript has 10 exons. The record is from RefSeq and is a predicted model, not a curated record. NCBI's taxonomy places the organism in Eukaryota, Metazoa, Chordata, Actinopteri, Beloniformes, Belonidae. Gene Ontology annotation, molecular function: microtubule binding; microtubule motor activity; ATP binding. Bases 364 to 3075 code for a protein of 903 amino acids. Gene Ontology annotation, biological process: microtubule-based movement.